Molecule: messenger RNA, 2009 nt
Organism: Plectropomus leopardus (leopard coralgrouper)
Lineage: Eukaryota; Metazoa; Chordata; Actinopteri; Perciformes; Serranidae
Source: RefSeq, a predicted model, not a curated record
CUGCAAAAUGAUGGCUUUGUAUGUCAAAGUCUGUGACGCACAAGUGUAGUCUCGAAAGGAUUCUUCCACAUUAUUCAGCUUGAUCAUGGCUCAACACCUGCUGAUAGUCGUCCUCAUGUAUUCAUUUUCUGAGAUGAAAGCACAAGCUCUUCUUCCACCUAAACUGACAGUGACUCCAGCGGUGAUCACAGAAACUGAAACGGUCAUGUUGAACUGUCAGACUCCACCAUCUCUCUCUUUGUCUCAGUGUUAUUUUCGCACUGAAAGAGGAAAACCUGUCAAAAGCUUCUCUUGUCUAAAGACAUUGACAGGGACUGAGCUGCUGGAGAUGACACGUCAGAAUUCACCUGCUCAGGUCAAAGUGACAUGUUUUUACCUUUACGUGUCUGAAUCUCCUGAAAGUGACAUGUCCUCCAUCAUCAUUCGAACAUCUCUUCCACCUACACUGACAGUGUAUCCGGCGGUGAUCAACGACACAGACUCAGUCACUCUGAACUGUCAGACUCCAUCAACUGUUUCUGUGUCUCAGUGUUAUUUCUACACUUUGAGUGGAAAAGCUGCCAGAGAGCUACCAUGUCUGAAGACACUGACAGCGACUGAGCUGCUGAAGACGGCACAUCUGAGUUCACCUGCUGAGGUUCAAUUGACGUGUUUUUACAACGUAAUGGUUGGAGGGUUUUAUUAUCCAUCUCCACACAGUGGCACAUCCUCCAUCACCAUACACAGUCAUAAACCAAAGAUGAGUGGAGAAUAUUUUCCUGGGGACUCUGUUGUCUUCGUUUGCAUUCUGCCUGGAUUUGCGAAUGAAAACACUAGAUGUAACCUGUACUUUGGAGAAGCAACUCAUCCAGAGCUAACAAGAAAAACAAUGAAGAAAAUGAACUCCAAAAAUCAAUGGUUCUGCCACUUUACUCUUAAAAUGAAUGAAUUGCUGAGAAGUCUUCGUACAGUUCAACAAAGUGAUGCCAGCUGUGAUUACAGUUUGGGAAGUGACCCCAACUCUUUGUCCCCUCGCAGUGAUCGAUACAGUCUGACUGAUAUUGUGGAAAAAGAGCCACACGUGACGCCAGCUAUGCCAACACUAAUGAUGACCACAGAUCUGACUGUUAGCAGCCCUCGUGCUUUCACUACUGGACCUCCCGUGACAUUAGGGUGGACUGUUACAACACCACACAGCACUGGUAGUUUUUCUACUUCAGCAAAAACAGAAUCAGACACCAGUAUGACUCUUAUGACCCCAGAAUCUAGUGAUGGAACAACAGGGUCGAGUGUUAGCACGACUGACGCUGCAACCCCUCAGAGAAUAGCUUUAGCAGAAACGAUAUGGAGAUCUGUCGCAGUUGUGACUGGUUGUGGAAUAAUUAUGGGUGUCAUCUUGCUGGUUUCUGCGGUUCUCUGCAACAAAAAAAGAACAGCAGGUCCUGUGGGAGUGAAAAGGCAAGAACCUCAAAAAGAGACUAAUGACUUAUACCAUUUGUACUCCACCAUUGCUGAAGAGCCAGCCGCAUCAGACCUGAAGGGUGUAACGUACAGCACAGUGCAGUCACACUGAAACUGUUUCAUAUGUAAUAGAGGAAGAGAAGCAGACAGCCAAAAUAACUGUAACUGAAAUCUAAACCUUGUUUUUGAAGUUGACUUGUAUAAUCCAGAAUAAGGAUACUGUAAUGUCAUUCAUUUAUUCAUUCAUAACCGCUUGUCCUCGUAAGGGUCGCGGAGGUGCUGGAGCCAAUCCCAGCUGUCAUCGGGUGGAAGGCGGGGUACACCCUGGACAGGUCGCCAGACUAUCACAGGGCGAUACUGUAAUGUGUUUUCCUUAAACUUUUAACAGACCUUUCCAAGUUUUACAACUAUAUCCAAUUUUCAAGUUGAGGUUUAUGAUGUACAAAGCACAGCAUGGGUGCCAAACUGCCUUUUAAUUGUAUUUAAUUGUAUUGUAAUUGAAGAUCAAGAUUUAAAAAUGUAUUUAGUUUUACUCUUAUAUUUUAUGACUAAAGCAAACUUUUACUCAA